This is a messenger RNA of Microthlaspi erraticum, 1779 nucleotides long. NCBI's taxonomy places the organism in Eukaryota, Viridiplantae, Streptophyta, Magnoliopsida, Brassicales, Brassicaceae. The record is from the annotation of a GenBank genome assembly.
AUGAAGAAAGUCAACUUUGUGUCUGCUGAGGAGAUGGAACCAGUCCAAGAAGGGGAGGAUACACAAUUUGCUGAGGUAUGCUACAUGAGCAAUGGGCAAGGAGGUUACAACAAAGGAUACUAUAACUACAAGUCCAACCCUGCCAUGUCAUACCGCAACACUGAUGUUGCUAACCCUCAGGACCAAGUAUAUCCUCAACAACAAGCAGCUCGAUCGAGUCAAGGCCACAACAUGGGCUUCCCCCACCAACCGCCCCAGCCUGCACCUUCACAAGAGAAUGAGCUCAAGGCAAUGCUAAAGCAACUACUUCAAGGGCAAGCUGAUGGGGUAGUGGACACAAGCAAGAAGCUAGCUGAAAUAAACUCUAAGAUCGAGAACCUCAACACAAGGGUUUACUCUCUGGAGAAUCAUGCUUCUUCUGUUGCUGCUGCUACAAAGCAAGGACAACUACCUGGUAAAGCUAUUCAGAACCCCAAGGAACAGUGCAAGGUCAUCUUCACUCAAGAAGGACUUGUUGAAGAAGAGGAUCAAGAAAGGGUCAUUGAAGAUUUUUGUUUACUGCUGAAUGAUGAAGAGAUUGUUGCUGCUGAGGCUCCUGGAGUCCAGAUUGAUCAACCAGAAGUGCAUGCACCUACUGUGGCCAUUCACACUUCACCAGUUGAGCUCGCACGACAAGCUCGAUCGGCAGCUCGAUCGAGUCCAACUCUAGCUCGAUCGAGUCCGACCUCUUCUGUCCGACAGCCUGUUUUGCUUGAUCCUUAUCAACCGGUUGCCGCUUCCUCGUCUCGCCUACUUAGUCAAGGUCACAAGGAAGUGAUUCACAAGUUCAGAAGAGAUCUCAGUGGGAUUGGAAUUGAGUUGCCUCCUAUGGAUAGCAUGAGUGAGGCAUUUGAUCAAAUGCAAAUGGUCAAGGAUGUUCUAGCCAACAGUGAUAAAGUUUCAGAGGUCCUACAAGAGUCUACUCAUCAGUUCAACCUGCUUACUUCACCCACCUUCCUACCAAAGGUCAAGGAUCAAGGGAAAUUCACUCUCCCUUGCACACUUGGGCAUCUUGAGAUUGACAAUGCCUUAGUGGAUUCUGGAGCAAGCAUCAAUCUGAUCUCUCUCUCCAUGGCAGAGAAGCUAGGCAUAGCUGGAGCCUUGCAGCGCCCUACUACUUCAAUCAUGUUUGGAGAUGCAACUUCUAAGUCUCCUCUUGGAGUGUUCAAGAACUAUCACUUGAAAAUUGGAGAAUGCAUCAUCCAAACUGAUCUCACUGUGAUGGAAAUGGAAGAAGAGAAGGAUUUGCCUUUGUUAUUGGGAACCCCUUUCCUUAGUACAGUUGGCGCUUCAAUAGACUUUCACAAGCAAGAAGUGAUCCUUCACAAGGUGAAUAGUUUGGUGUCAUAUCGCUUGCAGCCUAGAGGUUCAGACUUUUGUGCCACAAUUGACAGUACCAAUCUCAGUUCUAAGAGUCAUGGAGCUACAAAGGUUGUGAAGGAAAGGGUUGACAAGGAACCAAGAGUUGGGAAGGAUAAGGAUGAGAGAGGACCAAGGAUUGAGAAGCCACGUCUUGAGAGGGCUAGAGUUGAGAAACCACGAUCUGAUAGGCCAAGAGCUGAGCGACUUGUUCAAGCCCCUUGUGUGCUUGAUGAAGAGAGCCUUCAAGCUUUGUUUGAUGAGCCACUAGGAAGGGCUCUAAAGAAGGGGAGGAUGCAGCCUCUAAGGCAAGACCAGGAGAUAAAAGAAAGGAUCCACCAGCUCAGGCCCCUUCAGUCAAGCCAUCUCAGCUCACAAUGA